This is a messenger RNA of Dermatophagoides pteronyssinus (European house dust mite), 2509 nucleotides long. Its product is annotated as integrin alpha-9-like. Gene Ontology annotation, biological process: cell-cell adhesion; integrin-mediated signaling pathway; cell adhesion mediated by integrin. The record is from RefSeq and is a predicted model, not a curated record. Lineage: Eukaryota; Metazoa; Arthropoda; Arachnida; Sarcoptiformes; Pyroglyphidae. Gene Ontology annotation, molecular function: integrin binding. Gene Ontology annotation, cellular component: external side of plasma membrane; integrin complex.
AUUUAUUUGACAUUCAUCAUCAUCAUCGUUUGUUUAAAUUUAUGACCUGAUUCAUUAAUCAACAAAUGAGAUGGCCUACAAAUCAUUUUCAUCGGUCUUGAUUUUCACUAUGAUUAUCAUCAAUGAUCUUGUUUCUAUAUUAGUGUUGACACAGAAUAUUGAUACCACAUAUCCGAUUGUAUUCGAACGUCCAAAAUCCUCAUCAUCUUCUUCAUUAUUUGGCCAUUCCGUAUUGAUGCAUAAUUCUGAACAAUAUGGUCCAAUGAUUAUUAUCGGAGCACCAAAUGCAACAGUAAAUCAACGAAAUUCUAGCAAUAAUACCGGUAUCAUAUAUCAUUGUGAUUGGUCAAGUUCAACAACCGAUUGUACCAUGAUUGAUCUUGUCAAUCAAAUGAGUUUCUACGAAAACAAUUUAUUCACCAACAAAAUGCAUCUUGGCUGGAAUCUAAUAUCACGUUCAAAAACGAACGAAUUUCUGACCUGUGCAUUUUCAUGGACAUUUAAAACUUCAGCUAUAAAUCGUCAAAAUAGAAUAGAAACAUGGAUGGUGCCAAAUGGGGCUUGUUUUUUACUUCCUGAUUAUUUCAAAGAUGAUGAUUAUUCUAGAAGAAAACCUAUAUUGAUAUUGCCAAUGUCAAAAGAUAGACCAUUCAAAGAAACCGGGGAUUAUCUUCAUGCAUAUGCUAUGGCUGGAUUUUCCGCUACUAUUUCGACCGAUCAAGACAGCAUUUUUCUGGGUGCCCCCGGAUAUGAUGAUUGGCGUGGAGCAGUUGCCAAAAUUAAUCUAAAUGAUUUUCCUGAUACAAUUAAAAUUGAUGACGGUAAAGUUAAACUUGAUUCAUUGGAAUCACUAGAAAGAGAUGUUUAUCUUGGCUAUUCAAUUACAUCCGGUAAUUAUUUCCAGGGUGAUCAAGAGAUAAUUGCUCUGGGUAUACCAAGAAACAAUUUAACGGGUUCCGUUAUUUUGAUUACAAGACUUUUUGGUCAACCGAUAACUAUUCUCGAUGGCCAACAAAUGUAUGAAUAUUUUGGCCAUUCAUUACUGACUAUCGAUGCUAAUCAAGAUGGCUUUGAUGAUCUACUAGUUGCUGCUCCGAUGUAUUCAUCAUGGCGAAAUAAUCUUUAUGACGAAGGUCGUGUAUUUUUUUAUCAAAGUAACCGAGUUCAGGGAUUCAAAGAGCCUAAAAUUUUAUCUGGGGAUUCUAAACCGAUGGCUCGAUUUGGUACUGCAAUGGCAAAUUUGGGCGAUACCAAUAUGGAUGGAUUUCCUGACGUAGCUAUCGGAGCACCGUACGAAGACGAUUAUCGAGGAUCCGUUUACAUUUAUCGUGGUUCUCCACAAGGAAUACUUGAAAAAUAUGUUCAAAAAAUUUCAGCUGCCAAACAUUUAUCAUCUUUAAACUUGAAUGGAUUCGGUUACAGUUUUUCUUCUAAUGUCGAUAUUGAUGAUAAUGAAUACAAUGAUCUACUAAUAGGAUCAUAUUUAUCAGAAAAAGCAAUUCUGCUUCGCACUCGACCAAUUAUAUCGAUUCAAGCAUCAAUACAUUUGAAUGAUGAUUAUGUUGAUUUGCAACAACCAUGUGAAUAUGACAAUGGCCAAAUCCUAAACUAUAAUGCUUCGUGUGUUCGAAUCAAAUUUUGUUUUUACAUCACAUCAAAGUACGAAAAUCAUCCAAUCGAUUCCGCACUGCAAUGUUCAUUACAAUUGGAUCCUAUUUUCAAUCGAGCAUUCAUUCUUCGAUCAAUAUCAGGUCGAUCAGAAUAUCUUUCAACGAAUAAAAUCGAUCAAAGUUUCACUUUAAUACCUCCUGAAAAAAAGUAUUGCUCCGAUUAUUACAUUGUCUAUUUUAAAUCAUUCGAUAAACUUGACAAUCUUGUUGAUUCGGUCGUUUUUCAAUUGAAUUAUUCGCUUGAAUCCGAAGUGAACGAACAUUCACCAUUGGAUAAACAAAUUUUUCAUAUACCGAUUCUGGAAAAUGAACAAAUUUCCAAUAUUUCGACCGAUCUUUACUUCAAAAUGUGCAACAAAACUGCUCGCGAUUGUUUAUCAAAUUUUAGAUUAGAACCAUUAUUCAUUUAUGAUGAUGAUGUAAGACUAAAUUUUGCUAAUAAUUCAUUCCAACAAUUUUUAGAAGGCAAAUAUUAUAAUAUCACAUUGUUCACAAAAGUAAUUAACAUCGGUGAACCAGCGUUCAAUGCUCACUUAAUUUUACAGACCAAUGCCAACAUUUCUUUAAUAAGAAUUGAUAAAAAAUGCAACGAAAUGAAAACAUCUGCAUCAAAAAUUACAGAAAAUCAAAACCAAACUUAUUCAUGUAAAUUAAACAGUCCAUUGACCCAAGAUGAUUUCAUCUUUAUUACAUUCAAAUCAUUCGAAGUUAAAGAUUCUGAACUAAUUUGGUUCAAACUGAACACCAUUGCAUCAAACCAUAUUGAUUCUACAAGUCUUCAUAAUUAUCAAAUAACCUUUCAAACAAUUAAAAAUGCUUCUUUUGAUGUACAAAUGUAA